Molecule: messenger RNA, 3338 nt
Organism: Cuscuta campestris
Lineage: Eukaryota; Viridiplantae; Streptophyta; Magnoliopsida; Solanales; Convolvulaceae
Source: the annotation of a GenBank genome assembly
GCCUAUUCAAACCCCUCCACCGCCACCCCAAUCCGAUCCGUGUUUGAUUUCAUGUAUCAUGAUGCUUGCGGAGGAUUUUCUUGCUCGAUCUGGAUAUGCACAAAACCUUGUCUGAAGGAAUUUAGAUUAGGAAAUGAUGAUUCUUGCGUCUUUGGUUCGGCAGGGAGAAUGCUUUUCAGAUUUUGGGGUUCAGUUUGUGCAAACUGGAGGUCUAGGAGUUGAUUUUUCUAAUGAUUCAAGAGCAAAUGCAUAUCAGAAGAGGACUUUUGUGUAUCGUUUCUAUGUUUGUUUGUUCUGGUAUGGGAGCAACAUGUGAGGCGAAGAAGAAGAUCACAGAAGAUGAUUUACUGGACAGUCUAAUCAAAUAUGGACUGAUAAAUCGUGAACAGGCUGAGCUAAUAUGGUUAAACUGUAGGAUAGAGUUGUUCCAUGCCAAGAAAGCUGUAGAAGAUUUUGAGUUUAAUGUCCAAGUACGUAAGUAUAAAUGGAGCAUGGGAGUAGUUUCUAAUGGCAAACCAUCUAUGAGAGAAAUGCAAAAAUUUUCAAAUACCUUACACCCAUUGGUCGAACAACCCCUUCUGGAUUGCUUAAGGAAGAAAAAUCUCAUGUUUAUUGUCUAUGGAGAGGAAAGUGUUUCAAGACCUUGGUAUAGCAGGUGCUUCGACUUCUUAUACGCUAGGCCUAAUUGUGUUCGUAAACAACAAGUGUUGACUCAAACCUUUGAAGAAAAAAAAUUGCACGCUAGUCCUCCAGUGCAGCCUUUUGUUCCACGGAAACUCGGUGAUGCAAGUGUUAAACAUUCUAAAAUAAGUUUAAACUCAACUGCAAAAGCAUCAUCAAUCAAGAAAAUUGGUAAAAGUAAAAAACCAAGUAGUGCUUCUGUAGCCGUGCCUGCUGGAGCGACAUUUGUUAUUGUUGUUUUGCUGUCUAUAUGCUGUAUUAAGAUUCGUAGGAGUGGAUCCGGAAAUGGGCAGACUGAUAAGAGGCCCCUCCUGAGCUUAAGCUUAAGUGACCAUUCUGUAGCAUCCUCACAGAAGUCGUUCUCUUUGGAUAGCUCAUUAAAUAACAGAAAGAGUGCAUUCGACGACAACUUCCAUGAUAAAAUGAGCUGUAAUUUAUUCAUGGAACCACACACACUCAGUAACUCUAGAAUAGAGAUUCCAGUGGGACAUGGUUUGUCCCCUGCCACAGUGAUAGAUGGUUCUGUUCUGGUAGAAUCUGGAAAGUCUGGCAUAGCUGGAUUGCCUCCCUUGAAGCCGCCACCUGGUAGGGUAGUUCUGCCACCUCCUCCUGUCACUAUAGCUCCCCUAGCACCAACCCCUCCACCCCCUCCUCCACCUAAAGCUGCACCUCCUCCUCCUCCUCCUCGAGGGCCAUCUUUUGGUGGACGACCUCCUCCCCCACCCGGACCACCUCCACCAGGAAUACGUUGUGGUGCCAAAGCUGGUCCUCGUCCCCCGCCACCUCCAGGGAGUGGUGUUCCGCCUCCAUGUUCCGCUAUCCCCGCCCCUAUAAAUGGAAUGAGGCCUCCUCGGGCACCCGCUGGACAAAAUUAUGAAGAUGAUGGUCAUAAAACUAAGCUGAAGCCUUUCUUUUGGGACAAGGUUCUGGCCAACCCUGAUAAUUCUAUGGUUUGGCAUCAGAUAAAAUCAGGAUCGUUCCAGUUUAAUGAAGAGAUGAUAGAGACAUUGUUUGGUUAUGCUGCUCAAGAUAAAAACAAGAAUGGAACAAAGAAAGAUCCCUCAGAUGCUUCAACUCAAUAUAUUCAAAUUAUUGAUCAUAAGAAGGCACAGAACUUGUCAAUUCUCUUAAAAGCUUUGAAUGUGACUACAGAAGAAGUUUGUGAUGCUCUUAAAGAAGGAAAUGAGCUUCCAGCAGAGCUACUCCAGACUUUGCUGAAGAUGGCACCAACUGCUGAUGAGGAGUUGAAGCUGAGGCUCUAUAAUGGUGACCCUUUACAACUUGGAUUUGCAGAACGGUUUUUGAAGGUCUUAGUGGACAUUCCAUUUGCAUAUAAGAGGCUUGAAACAUUGCAUUUUAUGUGCACUCUUCAGGAGGAUGCAACAAUGGUUAAAGAGUCAUUUGAAACCUUAGAGGCUGCGUGCACCAAACUCCGGAAAAGUAGGCUGUUCCUUAAACUCCUUGAGGCCGUUCUGAAAACUGGGAAUCGAAUGAAUUCUGGAACAUACCGUGGUGGUGCACAAGCUUUCAAACUUGACACGCUUCUAAAGCUAUCUGAUGUGAAGGGAAAGGAUGGGAAGACAACCCUUCUGCACUUUGUUGUUCGGGAGAUAAUCCGGUUGGAAGGUUUACGGGCUGCCUGUGCAUCCAGGGAACUGAGGAGCAUAUCAAGCAUCAAGUCUGAUGAUCUCUCACUAGAUUCUCCACAAGAUUCAGAAGAGCAUAUUCUCAGUCUUGGUCUAGAUGUCGUGUCAGGUCUGGGCAGCGAGCUUGAGCAUGUCAAGAGAGCUGCACUCAUAGACGCAGAUAACUUAACAGGAACAGUUGCUAAGCUUGCGGAUGCAGUACUGAACGCCAAGAAAUUUCUAAGUUCAGAAAUGAAGAAUUUGGAUGACAAUGAAGAUGGGUUUCUUGAGACACUAGAGAAUUUUAUGCAGAGCGCCGAGGGGGAAGUGAAGGAGUUACUUGAACAAGAGAAGCUCAUCAUGUCUCUAGUGAAGAGCACUGGCGAUUACUUCCAUGGAAAUGCAGGGAGGGAUGAAGGUUUGCGUUUGUUUGUUAUAGUUCGCGAUUUUUUGGUGAUACUCGAUAAGGUAUGCACGGAGGUAAGAGCUACCCAGAUUAAAACUAAUAAUAGAUAUACAAAGCCCGAUGUUGCCCCUUCAGAAUCACUUUCGUCUCAUGAUCUUCAAGAAAAGCUUCAUCCUGGAAUCAGUGAAAGAAGAAGGGUCGAUGAUAGUUCAAGUUCAAGUUCUGAUGAUGAAGAAUGAGGUGUGCUUGUAGUAUAGCAAAUAUUUACCUUGAUAUGGUUUUGGCUUAGCGCAGUACGUAUUAGAAACGUGUUUGAGAGCCAUUGCCAAAUACAACUCCAUCUAAAGUAAUACUCAGUUUUCCUUGGCUGAUACAAGCACUGUGCGAAGGGUAACAGACAGGGUUGAGCGACGUAGUUAUAAAAGGUAAAGACUAAAUUAUACUCACUUUUUGCUUACUAGUUUAUACAUACUCACUUUUUGCUCUGUCUUAUAAUUCUUGAACAAAAGGGCUGAGCUGGACGUAGUUAUAAGGUGCUAAUUCGUUGUAAAUGUGAUGAUGGUAGGGAUAGAUUGAUGUAGCUUUGUAGUCCAUUCAUCUGUAAAUAGACUAGAGUUUUCUCGUGU